GCCCCCCUGGCGUCCAGCAGGCAGGCUGGUGCCCCUCGCCGAUGUGCCCGGCCUCUGCCCGCCAUGCCGCCCGUCUCGGCCUUCCAGGCCGCCUACAUCGGCAUCGAGGUGCUCAUCGCCCUGGUGUCUGUGCCGGGGAACGUGCUGGUGAUCUGGGCCGUGCGGGUGAACCGGGCGCUGCGGGACGCCACCUUCUACUUCAUCGCCUCGCUGGCGGUGGCUGACGUGGCCGUGGGCGCACUGGUCAUCCCGCUCGCCAUCCUCAUCAACAUCGGGCCGCAGACCUACUUCCACACCUGCCUCAUGGUCGCCUGCCCCGUGCUCAUCCUCACCCAGAGCUCCAUCCUGGCCCUGCUGGCCAUCGCCGUGGACCGCUACCUGCGCGUCAAGAUCCCGCUCCGGUACAAGACGGUGGUGACGCCCCGGAGGGCCGCGGUGGCCAUCGCCGGCUGCUGGAUCCUCUCCCUCGUGGUGGGCCUGACGCCCAUGUUUGGCUGGAACAACCUGGGUGCGGUGCGGCGGGCCUGGGCGGCCAACGGCAGCGCCGGGGAGCCCGUGAUCAAGUGCGAGUUUGAGAAGGUCAUCAGCAUGGAGUACAUGGUCUACUUCAACUUCUUCGUGUGGGUGCUGCCCCCGCUGCUGCUCAUGGCGCUGGUCUACCUGGAGGUGUUCUACCUGAUCCGCAGGCAGCUCAGCAAGAAGGUGUCGGCCUCCGCGGGCGACCCGCACAAGUACUACGGGAAGGAGCUGAAGAUCGCCAAGUCGCUGGCGCUCAUCCUCCUCCUCUUCGCGCUCAGCUGGCUGCCCCUGCACAUCCUGAACUGCAUCACCCUCUUCUGCCCGAGCUGCCACAAGCCCAGCCUCCUCACCUACAUCGCCAUCUUCCUCACGCACGGCAACUCCGCCAUGAACCCCAUCGUCUACGCCUUCCGCAUCCACAAGUUCCGGGUCACCUUCCUCAAGAUCUGGAAUGACCAUUUCCGCUGCCAGCCCGCACCCCCCGCGGACAAGGACCCCCCGGAAGAGCGGCCGGACGACUAGACUCUGCCUGCCCACGGCCAGGGCACCUCAGCGCGGCCCGCACUCCCCACGUCACUGUCUCCAGGGCCUUCCCCGGCCCAGGCUGGGGUGUGGGGCUGUCCAUGGGGACAAACCAGGUAACCUGAGGGAGGGAGGGAAGUGGCUUGAGCCACCCACCCGCCUGCCUGUCCCAUGGGCAGCCCCUGCUUCAGGCAAAGGGCCCCGUGGCGGGGAGGCCAUCUCCGCUCCUGCAGGCGGGGGCGCGCUCACCCCAGCGGCUGGGACCAGGCUUCAGGAGGGAGGGCAGCCCCUCCAAGAUGAGUGAAGAAGAGAAACCACACGUCUUGGCCUUGCUUUCUCUGGAGGAGAAGGGGGCCCGAGCCAGUGAGGGGCAGCCACGAAGGAGCCUCAGUCCCUACCUCCCACAGCCCUCGCCUCCCGGCCACGCUGGGUGCCACGGCGCCUGCCCCCUUGCCCUGCGCAGCCCAAGGCUAUACUUGAGAGGGAGGGAGACAGAGCCAGUCCAGACAUCAUUUCCAACAUCUGCUUUAUUCCGCACCAGCCUUCGGAGCCUGGUUGGGGCUUGGAGCCCAGCAGCCAGUGUGCAGUGGUGGGGUGGGCCGCACCCAGCCUGCAGGUGGCAGCACUGAGCGUCCCAGGAGGAGCCUGGAGUGUGACCUCCUGUCCUCCGGGCACCAGCCCAGCAGGUCCCCCUGCCCCCAGACAGGCCUGGGCUCUCCCAGGCAGCACCCUUCCCCGCUGUUUCUGGGCCUGAUGGAGACCGUCAGCUCUAGAGAGCAUUGUGCCCGCCUGCUGAGGGUGGACCAGGGUGGCUGGGCACUCCUGGGAUGGGGUAUGACAGGCUGGAGCAGACAGAGGAGCCAGCCCCUGAGUGAGGAGGCGGGAAGGUCCUGCUGGCCUUUAACUGCCCCCAGGGUCCCUGGCAUCUAGUCCGGCUUUCAGGGGCUGUGGGCUCUGCUGCGGAGCCGGGGAUUUCAGGGUUUCUGGGGAAGACCCCCCUCCCCCCCCCCCCCCCCCCCCGCCCCGCCAAGCCCAGAGCUGGGUGCAGAGGGUGGAGGGGCAGGAUUCUGUGUGAAUAGUGACUCCAGGCCUUGAUUCCAGGCCUCGCCUCUCUCAGAGGUGCUGUGCCCUGCUCCCGGGGGGCACCUGACUAAUAAAGACUGUGAACCCGCAUGGAGAGCCACUGCUGGGCACACCCGAGGGCGCCAACAGCCUCGCAGAGAGGACUCAGUGGGGAGGUCAAGGCACGGGA
This is a messenger RNA of Eptesicus fuscus (big brown bat), 2293 nucleotides long. RefSeq names its product adenosine A1 receptor (gene ADORA1). The coding region runs from base 64 to 1041 and encodes 325 amino acids. Gene Ontology annotation, molecular function: G protein-coupled adenosine receptor activity. Gene Ontology annotation, cellular component: dendrite; synapse; membrane. The transcript is spliced from 3 exons. Gene Ontology annotation, biological process: G protein-coupled adenosine receptor signaling pathway. The record is from RefSeq and is a predicted model, not a curated record. Lineage: Eukaryota; Metazoa; Chordata; Mammalia; Chiroptera; Vespertilionidae.